Molecule: messenger RNA, 695 nt
Organism: Planococcus citri (citrus mealybug)
Lineage: Eukaryota; Metazoa; Arthropoda; Insecta; Hemiptera; Pseudococcidae
Exons: 2
Coding region: 177-557 (126 amino acids)
Source: RefSeq, a predicted model, not a curated record
AAUAUUUUUCUGUUGUCAUUUUCAUUUUGAAUUUGAAAAACACUCGAUUUAAUUCAAAUUCAAGCUCUUCAUCUCGUUAUUUUUCGUCUAUUUCUUCGAAAAUUCAUUUCCCAACGCUAAGAUAUUACCAGUUUAUUCAUUCAUCGUUGGGAAACUCCUUCCAUGUUAUCGAGACAAUGAGUAAACCGCGAAAACAAACUCCUGCGGCAGCUCAGCCUGAAAAAGAUACCCUGCACGAUGAAAUGAACGACAACGAAGAAGUCCUGAUCGAAUUGGAAGAAUGUUUAAAGAGUAAAUCCGAAACGAUAGAUAAUCUCAAACAGAACAUAACGAAUUUGGAAAACGACAUCAAAAGAUACACGUCUCCUUAUAACAGCGAAAAGUCUACUUUGGAAGAAGACAUAUCUAUAUUUCGAAACAUCGCCAGUAAAUACGUGAAAAACGAUCUCGUUGAUUUCUACGUCGAUCGUAUGAAGAAAUGCGCUGCUAAUAAAGUGGAAAGCGAUUCGUCCACUAUUAGUGCCUUGUGCGAGGUUAUUUCUAAAGAUGGAUCGUGAAUUGUAUUUUGUCACGUUUGUUUUUCUUUCUCUAUUUAAGGUGUCUUUCGCGUAUUAUUAUUAUUAUUAUGUUAAAAUUUUAUAGAAAUAUUUUUCUUUUUCUUUUUUUGUAUUAAAAUGAUUCGUGUUCUUACUUGA